GUCUGCUACAGCAGGGGAGUGGAUGGGUCCCAAUGACAGUCAGGAGGGAGACGACUCCGAGGUGAUACAAUGAAAACCUAUAAGGUGGACUUCAUGCUCAGCAGAUCUGCACAGCUAAGGCAUGGUGGCACCUAAACCUGCUUGAUGACCCCCAUCUCCAACCUACUUUUAUCUCAAGGAAGUGAAGUGUGUGACCUUUGGACCUGACACCUGGCACUGGGACUCACCUGGCUCUGAGUAAAGAAAUGACUAUAAUUACUUGAUCACUCAGAUCUCUUUCUUGGACGAAGAAGAAACAAGAAUAAAAAAAGUUAAUGACUGCCUGAUCCUAGAGAUUUAUUAGAUCCUCCGCCUAUAGUAAAUCAAUUAAAGGUGACCAGGGACAGAGAAGACCUCAUCUAGCUGUUGGACCUGGGAUUAUGCUCCAUAUCUGGAUGUGAGUUUAGAAAUGGCUACUUUGGAAAGUUAUAACUUGUCCCUUGAAUACAACAUGUCUUCUGCACCUAAUGUGAGCAGCAGUAUUGGGGCAGUUGGUAAGCCCCCCACCAUCCCAGCCGUCAUGUUUAUCUUUGGUGUGGUGGGUAACCUGAUUGCCAUCAUAGUCCUCUGCAAAUCGCGCAAGGAGCAGAAAGAGACCACCUUCUACACGCUGGUCUGUGGACUGGCUCUCACUGACUUGCUCGGGACUUGCCUGGUCAGUCCUGUGACCAUCGCCACCUAUGUCCAGAAUAAAUGGCCAGGUGGGCAUCAGCUGUGCGAGUACAGCUCCUUCAUCCUCCUCUUCUUUGGACUGUCCGGUCUCAGCAUCAUAUGUGCCAUGUCCAUCGAGCGGUACCUGGCUAUCAAUCAUGCCUAUUUCUAUAACCACUAUGUGGACAAGAAGUUGGCCGGUCUCACCCUCUUCGCCAUCUACGUGUCCAACGUUCUGUUCUGCGCUCUGCCCAGCAUGGGUUUGGGGAAGACCACCAUGCAGUACCCCAUGACCUGGUGCUUCAUAGACUGGAGGACCAACGUGUCCACCCAUGCCGCUUACUCGUACAUGUAUGCGGGCUUCAGCUCCUUCCUGAUCCUGGCCACGGUGCUGUGCAAUGUGCUGGUGUGCGUGGCUCUGAUCCGCAUGCACCGGCAGUUUGUCCGCAGGACCUCGCUGGGCACCGAUGCCCGGCUCUCGGACUUCAGGAGGCGCAGGAGCUUUAGGAGAAUGGCCGGGGCAGAGAUCCAGAUGGUCAUCCUGCUGAUCGCUACCUCCGUGGUGGUGGUGAUCUGCUCCAUCCCCCUCGUGGUACGUGUUUUUGUGAACCAGCUCUAUCAGCCUGAAUUAGUCAGGGAUGUCUCAAGUAACCUGGAUCUGAAGGCAAUUCGAAUAGCUUCUGUGAACCCAAUAUUGGACCCUUGGAUUUAUAUCCUCCUGAGGAAGACCGUCCUUAGCAAACUAAUAGAAAAAAUAAAGUGCCUGUUCUGUCGGAUUGGAGGGGGCCGGAGACCACAUUCUGCAGGGAGCUUCAAUUGCACUGAUGGUAGAAGGGUCUCGUCAGCCCUCUCAAGCCAUUCUCCGUCAUUUGUUUCCCGGGAGCUUCGAGAAGUUAGUUCAACAUCCCAGACUUUACUUUAUCCUUUGGAACUCAGCGAUGGUAGUUUCAAAGGCAGCACCAUUUUGCCAGGGGCCACCAUGGCCAUCAACACACAUGGAACCUCAAGCAGGACGUUACAUGGGUCAGACCAGUCUGUUUCUUCUCAGGGACCAGACUCCGAGCAAGUGUUGAUUACAGACGAGACUCAGGUGACACAGACAACUCCAAAUGGAACUUCACCCAAAGGGAAUCCACUCCAUGUCACAUUUCCAGAUGAACCAUUGAAUUUGUCAGAAAAAUGUAUAUAGAGGUUUAUGGUACAGACCUGUAAGGACUUUUUGGUAAGCUGCCGUUAGCUUGUUGAGCUAACUUGGAGCUCCAUUCUCAUGACAAGACCAUUAUUGGAGUCUUUUCAUGUGGCACAUGCUCUAGGUGUCUGGUCAUGAGAUGGCAAAUCAUUUUUCAGAUGAUUGAACAAUAUUGAGUAAACCAGAGAUGUUUAUCAUAGUUUAAGUAUGCAGAAUACCGGCUACCUACUUUUUCUGGCAUACACUAUUGGCACUUUUUGUUGUGUGAAUAUGGCACCUUUUCAUGAAAGGAUCUUAUUUUUCUGUAAAGGGGGCAAACGAUUGAUUGUUAUAUGACCCUUAAUUUGCUACUUUAACUUUGCAACUUUCAGGGGCAAAUUAAAUUUGCCUGAUAUAUGAUGUCAAUUUCUGGCUAAGCUUUAAAAAUGUGAAUUUUUAUGGUUGAAUAUUGGUGUGUAUAAAGAAUGUACAUUUAUUUAUUGUCUUCUCUGUGAGAAGGAUUUUAGAUCAAGUUAUCUAGUUAUGGAUUAAAAUACAAUUUACUUAUCCUGCGUUUCUCAAGAAAAUGAGGGGUAUUAUUAAUGUUCUACUACAGUUUUGCACUAAAACCAAUCUAUAUAUAUAUAUAUAUAUAUAUAUAUAUAUAUAUAUAUAUAUAUAUAUAUAUAUAUAUAUACUGUAUGUGUAUAUAUAUGCAGAUGUAGAUUUCCAAGCACCAAUGCUGUAAUAUAACAUAGAUAAUUCCUCAAUGCCGCAAUCUGCACAAUGAUACAGAUAUUCGGAUGGGCAUUGUUGUUGAAUGUAAACGCUUACUGCCGGCAAUUACACUUAAAAAAAAAAAAGAUACAGUGUAUUUUUUAAUGUUUUAGAAGACAACAAAAUGUGGAUCGCCAUCUAUUAUAGAACCCAUAUUAGCAUAUUCGUUAUUUUCCAAAUUUGCCGUAAAAGCUUUGAUUAUAACAGUUUUUUUGCCGAAAUAUCUGGGCAGUGCCUUAAAGUCAGAGGCAGGAAAGUUUUUUCCUAAGCUUUUUUCCCCGCCAGUCUUUUUGAUCCUUCACAGCCCUUGGCGUGCCUACUAGUUGCACAUGGAAGAAGAAAGUUUAACUCCGGUGGAGCAAAUAAUCUCUUGUACCCAAAUAGAACCAAUAGUCUCAAACAGGGUUGAUUAUGAUAGAAGUCAUAAUCCAUGAACAGGUGAAGCAUAUGACUGGUGUCUAGCACUUUAAGUAUAUAAAAAAGGAAACAAUGAAAUACAAAAAUAAAAUAGGUGGAAUCUUUUUAGAAGCCACACUAUGUAUCAAACAGGUGGCACCCAAUUUAAUAUACAUUGGGCAUUAAGCAUGCUGGCACUACCAACACCUCCAAAAAGUUAAACAAUAUUAAAUGAAAGAAUGUAUAUGAAGGGCUUCAGGGAGUGAGUCAAAAUGGUAGGCCCCUAAUCCUGGUUGGAACUACCAGUUGGACACAGCAUUUAAUGCAAGUACCUAUUUUGCCAUAUGGGGAUCCAGCCGUGCAAAAAAUAAUCUAUUGUGGGUUGGAAUUUUGGAAAACAAUUGGUUAAAUCAUACAUGUUUUAGGUAUUGGCCGAAAUUGUGUGUUUUUUUUCAAAAGUCAAAGUUCCUUUUAAAUGUUAUUGCUGUUCUUAAUAUAGCUUGAUAAUGUCACAUCACAUUGUAGCAUGUUCAUGUAUAGAGUAGGUUAAAAUGCUAGUGACGUUUCAUUUUCUUAGAACUUUUUUGACAAAUAGACUAAAAAAAACCCAAAAGACUUCCAACUGCUUUCCACAAGGGUUAAAUGUAGUGCUUGAAACGCUAGAAACUCUUCCAUUCUUCAAACCAACCAAUGCGAAAUAGAAUUGAUUCCAUCUGGGCAGUAUUUUGUUAAAUCAUUGACUGAAACUUUAAAGAGAAACUAAAAGUUAAAUCUGCUAUUUGCACAAUGCCACUGGCUCGGAAUGUACGUAUUACAUGGCCAAAAAUCAAUUCCUUAAAUUUUAUGUAGUAAUAAUAAUGAACAAUAGAAAUAUUUAUUUA
Spea bombifrons (plains spadefoot toad) is the source of this 3912-nucleotide messenger RNA. It is a transcript of the gene PTGER4, whose product is annotated as prostaglandin E receptor 4. Gene Ontology annotation, molecular function: prostaglandin E receptor activity. Gene Ontology annotation, biological process: inflammatory response; positive regulation of cytosolic calcium ion concentration; adenylate cyclase-activating G protein-coupled receptor signaling pathway. Gene Ontology annotation, cellular component: plasma membrane. The coding region runs from base 449 to 1879 and encodes 476 amino acids. Lineage: Eukaryota; Metazoa; Chordata; Amphibia; Anura; Pelobatidae. The transcript has 2 exons. The record is from RefSeq and is a predicted model, not a curated record.